Mesorhabditis spiculigera is the source of this 432-nucleotide messenger RNA. NCBI's taxonomy places the organism in Eukaryota, Metazoa, Nematoda, Chromadorea, Rhabditida, Rhabditidae. The record is from the annotation of a GenBank genome assembly.
AUGUUCGUGCUGUGGAUAUUAGCUUCAGUGGUUUAUCGCGGGUUUGCCGAAUCGGCCGUCGCUGCCGAUCCGAUCCCAAACCUUCUUUCAAAAAAGCUGAAUGAAUCGUUGGUGGAAGAGUAUGCCAGGCAAAACGUGACCCUCGACGAUGUGGACGAAAAUGUUGUCAUGAUUGGGGCGCAGAAGGUUGCUGGAAACUGGACCUGGCUAGAUGAAACCCCGUUCGAUUAUGAGCUCUGGGCACCGGGUGAGCCAAACAAUUGGCAAUAUCCCGGCAACGAGGACGAGGCACUGGUGCGGCAUGAGGAUUGUGUAACGAUAUACUUCUCCCGGGAAUUCGGAUCCGGCAGCGUUGAAAGAGUGGGAAAAUGGAAUGAUAAUGUCUGCAACGAGCCUUCCCUCGUGUCAAUUUGUAAAAAGCCGGCAGAGAGA